Messenger RNA from Candida albicans SC5314, 2223 nucleotides. RefSeq names its product beta-glucan synthesis-associated protein (gene KRE6). The record is from RefSeq and is a predicted model, not a curated record. Gene Ontology annotation, biological process: (1->6)-beta-D-glucan biosynthetic process; fungal-type cell wall organization. Gene Ontology annotation, cellular component: endoplasmic reticulum membrane; plasma membrane. Gene Ontology annotation, molecular function: glucosidase activity. The transcript has a single exon. Bases 1 to 2223 code for a protein of 740 amino acids. NCBI's taxonomy places the organism in Eukaryota, Fungi, Ascomycota, Pichiomycetes, Serinales, Debaryomycetaceae.
AUGGCGUCUCAAAGAGAUUUAACUUCAAAUAAUCCUCAUUUCCAUAUAUCGAGUUCUCGUAACAAUACCAAUGAUGAUUUCAAUUCUGAUCAUAAUCCAAGAAAUCCAUUUGGUGAUGAACCAGAAGAAGAAGAAGAAUUAGAUUCAGCAUCAUUUUCAUCCUCAUCACAAAAUAAUCAACCCCAUCACCCUUUUGCUACAUCAAAUCAAACCCUGAGCACUAAUAAUCUUCAUAGUACCAACAGUAUUCGAAAUGAAGCUGAAUAUGGCAAACCAUUCCAAGCUUAUAGUGGCUACUAUUCAAAUGGUGGUAGUUCACUGUAUUUAAAUCAAGAAGGUGUGAUUUCUGAUGAAAGUAGACUAUUAUCAUCGGGUAAUAAUAAUAAUAAUAAUAAUAAUAAUCGAGAUGUAUCUAGUGUUGGUGGUGGUGGUGGUAGUGGUGACAAUAGAUUGAAUCCAACCAGUCCAGCAGAAUUUGAUAGAUAUCCAUCAAUGGCAGGUUCAAGAGUAGUAUCAUCUACUUCAUUAGUGUCGUUUAAUAAUCCUUCCAAUAUGAUGCGUAACCACCAUCAACAUCAACCUCAUCUCGGUUCAUCUUCAUCUCCAACUUCUAGUAGCAUGAAUAAUGAUUCUAUAUCAGAUAAAUCAACUAGCCCCUUUCCUAAUGAUUUCAGUCCAUUUGGUGGAUACCCUGCUAGUUCAUUCCCAUUGAGUAUUGAUGAAAAAGAACCAGAUGAUUAUUUGCAUAAUCCAGAUCCAGUACAGGAUGCUGAAUACGAAAAGAACCGAUUUAUGCACGAUUUAAAGAACAUGGAUAAACGAUCAUUGGGUGGGUUGAUUGGAUUUAUUAUAUUAUUUAUAGCUGCAUUAGCAGUGUUUAUCAUUUUACCUGCAUUGACUUAUUCUGGAGCUACUAACCCUUAUCAUCCAGAAAGUUACGAAGUUUUAACUAAAUAUCUGUACCCAAUGUUGAGUGCUAUAAGAAUGAAUUUAGUGGAUCCAGAUACUCCUGAAUCAGCUUAUAAAAAGAAGGCUAAAGAUGGUAGUGAAUGGGUAUUAGUUUUCAGUGAUGAAUUUGAUGCUGAAGGUAGAACUUUUUAUGAAGGCGAUGAUCAAUUUUUCACUGCUCCUGACAUUCAUUACGAUGCCACUAAAGAUUUAGAAUGGUAUGAUCCAGAUGCUGUAACCACAGCCAAUGGAACAUUAAAUUUACGUAUGGAUGCUUAUAAAAAUCAUAAUUUAUUCUAUCGUUCAGGAAUGGUACAAAGUUGGAAUCAAUUGUGUUAUACUCAAGGUCAUUUAGAAAUUCUGGCUCGUUUACCAAAUUAUGGUAAUGUAACAGGGUUAUGGCCUGGGUUAUGGUCUAUGGGGAAUUUAGGUAGACCAGGGUAUUUGGGAUCUACUGAUGGGGUAUGGCCAUAUUCUUACGAUUCAUGUGAUGCCGGUAUUACACCUAAUCAAUCUUCUCCUGAUGGGAUUUCUUAUUUGCCAGGUCAAAGAUUAAAUAAAUGUACUUGUCCAGGUGAAUUACAUCCUAAUCGAGGUGUUGGUAGAGGUGCCCCUGAAAUUGAUGUUAUUGAAGGUGAAGUGAUGACUGAUAGUAGUGGUAAAAAAGAAAAUUGUGGUGUUGCCUCUCAAUCCUUACAAUUAGCCCCUAUGGAUAUUUGGUAUAUUCCUGAUUAUAAUUGGGUGGAAAUUUACAAUUUUUCAGUUUCAACAAUGAAUACUUAUACUGGUGGACCAUUCCAACAAGCAUUAUCAGCAACAACCAUGUUGAAUGUUACAUGGUAUGAAUUUGGUGAUAAUGCCCAUAAUUUCCAAACUUAUGGUUAUGAGUAUUUAAAUGACCCUGAAACGGGUUAUUUACGAUGGUUUGUUGGUGAUGAUCCAACAUUAACGGUUUAUUCACAAGCUUUACAUCCAGACGGAAAUAUUGGUUGGAGACCUUUAAGUAAAGAACCAAUGUCAUUAAUUUUAAAUUUGGGGAUUUCAAAUAAUUGGGCUUAUAUUGAUUGGCCAAGUAUAUCUUUCCCCGUCACAUUUAGAAUCGAUUAUGUAAGAGUUUAUCAACCACCAGAUCAAAUUAAUGUUGGUUGUGAUCCAACCGAUUUCCCAACUUAUGAUUAUAUUCAACAACAUUUGAAUCUUUAUGAAAAUGCCAAUAUAACUUCAUUUGAAGAUGGUGGAUAUAAAUUCCCUAAAAAUAGUUUAAUUGGAUGUUAA